This is a messenger RNA of Caenorhabditis remanei, 549 nucleotides long. RefSeq lists its product as uncharacterized. The record is from RefSeq and is a predicted model, not a curated record. The coding region runs from base 1 to 549 and encodes 182 amino acids. Lineage: Eukaryota; Metazoa; Nematoda; Chromadorea; Rhabditida; Rhabditidae. The transcript has 3 exons.
AUGACAGCUCGUACAGAAAUCGAGCAUCGCAAUCUCUACUACAAGCGGCGUUCCUCUUGCAGUGGUAUGUAUAAGAGUGAGCCACAGAAGGCCCGAUCCCAGACCUCCGCCACAACCGAAGGCGAAACUAGCGCCGCCCGUGAGGAAGAAAUGAUUCGUUCCCGUCCGCCACGUGUCAAAUCGACAAGUGUCUGCGUCGGAUCUCUCCAGCUGGAAGGUGAGCGUCGGCUGACAAAACCACCGCCCCGAACGCUCAACGACUUCCAAUUUCUGAGUCCGGAAACCCUGACCAUGCAGAAUUACGAACUACAAACUAUAAGACCGCCGGCGAUAUCGACCUCGGAGAUUUUCAACGAGCCACCGCCCGUUUAUAUCUAUCGGGUGAUUCCGCCGCAUGAAAGACACCAAACGUCGAAAAAGCCGCCGAAUAAAGUGGUAGAAUACCUAAAAGAGCACAAACACACACUGAUCGCAUGGUCAUUUGGAAUGUUCGCUGUGACACUAUGCGUCAUUGUGGUCGCUUUGCAGUGUCGAUCGAAUUUUAAGUAA